Molecule: messenger RNA, 2293 nt
Organism: Melanotaenia boesemani (Boeseman's rainbowfish)
Lineage: Eukaryota; Metazoa; Chordata; Actinopteri; Atheriniformes; Melanotaeniidae
Product: protein tyrosine phosphatase type IVA 3
Exons: 7
Coding region: 862-1374 (170 amino acids)
Biological process (GO): protein dephosphorylation
Cellular component (GO): nucleus
Molecular function (GO): protein tyrosine phosphatase activity
Source: RefSeq, a predicted model, not a curated record
GGUGGUGACAGGACUGUCAGGGUCAGACGGCCCCCUCAGCCUGAUUAGACCAGCUCACAGCAGAUCCUCAGCCCAGCACACUGAACUGCAAGAACAGAGCGGAGCUACAAACUGGCACAUGCUGCACGUUGCAGUGAUUACUAGGCAGGCCAGAGGGGAAAGGGAGAGGUGUGUAGUUUAGAUGUUUUAGUGGGGCAGAGCUACAGGUUGUUGCAGAAAGACUUUACCAACAAGACUGGACCAACAGUGACCUCUGCCCUUGUGGCAAAAAAAAAGACACUAAAAGCAGGUUGAUUUUUACUUUGGGAGAUGAACUUGAUUUUAUCCUAGUGGAGAGGACAUCAAAGAGCCACGUGAUCCACUGGUUGAUGGAGUUUGUGCGGCAGAGUGGUGACUACUGCCACGCUCAACACAUUUAGACCCUGUGUAGGAUGAUGCUACAUCAUGCAGUCCUGGGGCCAUGACCUUUGAAAAACCACUGGCCUUUGCCCUCUGGACCUGCCAGCUCAUGGGGUAGCAUAGUGGAGCAGUGACACUGAACGCCAACUGAAGAGAAAAGGAAAGAGAGAGUGACUGAGAGAGAGAGACAAAGAAAGACAAGAUCAGUGAAAAUCACUGGGAAAAAAGGAGCUGAUACUCUUUAGCCUCCUGGACUAUAGGAUACAAUCAACAGAUGGGAUAACAGUUAACCAACAACAAGGCCUCAGAACUUGGAAAAUUAAUUAAAUCAUUAGAAGAAGACAAGAAUCUUGGUCUUACCUGGAGAUUAAUCUGUGUUGCUGAAGACAGAUCCACUAUCUGCUGCAGCUGGAACUAAAGGUCAAAGCUUCACCCGGGGGGUCAAAGGUUACACUAGCCGCCAUGAACCGUCCAGCUCCAGUGGAACUGUGCCACAGAAACAUGAGAUUCCUCAUCACACACAACCCCACAGACAGCACACUCAGCUCCUUCAUAGAGGACUUAAAGCGGUAUGGGGUCACAACCGUGGUGCGAGUGUGUGACAUCACCUAUGACAAAACAUCAAUUGAGAAAGACGGCAUUACUGUAGUGGAUUGGCCGUUUGAUGACGGAGCCCCACCACCAAGUAAGCUGGUUGAUGAUUGGUUGAGUCUGCUGAAGAAGAAGUUUCAGGAGGACCCAGGAAGCUGUGUGGCUGUUCACUGUGUAGCUGGACUGGGAAGGGCUCCUGUGCUGGUUGCUUUGGCUCUAAUAGAAAGUGGGAUGAAGUAUGAAGAUGCUAUUCAACUCAUCAGACAGAAGCGGCGUGGAGCCAUCAACAGCAAACAGCUAACCUACUUGGAGAAAUAUCGAUCGAAGCACAGACUCCGUUUCAAAGACUCUCAUACGCACAAGAACAAGUGUUGCACCAUGUGAAAACACACACAUUAUGACACAUUCACACACACAUUCAAAAACCGUGCACCCUUUAACCAAUGUCUCAGGAACAACUGUAAAAGCCCUGUGAUGCUAUCACAAACAGUGAAAUACAAACGCUUUAUGAGGCCAUCCCUGAAAUGUUCUUUGAAGUAUUCUGUUUUUAUUGAUUUCUUGUAUUUUAAUGAUUGAGACGAAUAAAUACCAGCAUGAGACAUUCAGCAUUGUGAUGGGACAUCAAUAAAUAUAUGUUAUGUGAGUCUGAUUGUUUCCAAUUAUGGCUGCUGACUAGACUUCAACACUUCAAACCUGUUAAGUAUGUUAAAAUGUUCAUUUUUCAUAUUUGUGUCCUCAGAAACAUUUAAACAGUUCUGAGACAACUAAAACAGCUGAUCACAUUCAACUUAAAAACUGAUUUUAUGCAAAUACAAUCCUAUUUACAUUUUCAAGCACAUAUUUUGCCCGAGUUUACUACACUUGUAUUUUUCCUGAAUGAUGCAUGUGCACAACUGCUUCUGCCAGUUAUUUAAAAAAAAUAUAUUUAUAUAUAUUUUUUGCUGAUGCACUUUUUAUGUUUAAAUAGGUUGCUUGUGGUAGUAUCAUAUAAGUCAUUUUCAGCCUGAUCUGGCAUCUUGAACAACAAUUUCUGAGCAAAAAUAUUAACAUGGUAAUGCAAAAUCAAAGUAAAAAGAAGCAAAUGAAAGAAAUGAAGAUGGCAGACAGGUUUGUUCAUACAUUAUAUGCAUUGGUUUGUUUGAGUGUGUGUUUGUGUAUGGGGGGGGCUGGUAGUCUUUAGAUGUUGGAUUAUUGGGACUGUCCUCAACUGGCACUUUUUUAAAUGUAAAAGAAAAAAAAAAGCUGUAAAUGUAUGUAUCUCUGUACAUUUUUGCAUUGUUUAUUAAAGUUUUUUGUCAACAUA